Molecule: messenger RNA, 2575 nt
Organism: Anolis carolinensis (green anole)
Lineage: Eukaryota; Metazoa; Chordata; Lepidosauria; Squamata; Anolidae
Product: nodal homolog
Exons: 3
Coding region: 117-1265 (382 amino acids)
Cellular component (GO): extracellular region
Molecular function (GO): cytokine activity; growth factor activity
Source: RefSeq, a predicted model, not a curated record
AAGAACCCAAUCAUUCCUAUUGACAGUUUGGAGGAGGCGCAGAGAAGAGCACAAAGAGGACAGACAAAGUUUGGGGAGAGGAAGGAGAAGGCGGCUUUGGGAAUUUGCGGAUAGAGAUGCGCCUUGCUGUCCCGUGGCUGGUCCUGCUGCUCCUGGGCUCCGCCGCCAGCCUCCGGGCCCCGGGUUACAUGAUGCAGCUCUACCGGUCCCUGUCGGGUGCCCAGCCCUGGGCCCUGCCCGACGCCGAAGCCUCCGCCUGGAAGGAGUCCCACGCCGUCCUCAGCCUGGCAGCCAAAGAUUCCUUUCAGCUUAGGAACCACUUGGUCUUCUUUUUCGACAUGACCUCCAUCUCCAGCAGCUCCGAUGUGAGGCUGGCUGAGCUCCGGGUCCACCUGCUGCCCUUCUCCCAGGCCAGUGAUGUCACUGUGAGCAUUUACCACAGCCACGACCAGUUGUGUCACAGGAACUGGACCUGUAAGGACAAACUCUUCCUUGGUUCUUUCUCCAGCAGCCCCUCCACCAGCCAUUCCUCUUGGAAAGUCUUCAACGUCACCAGCUUGCUCCGCUUCUGGCUCCACCAAGGCAUGCCAUCCGGGAACAACGCUCUAGAAGUUCUGGAGCAGGAAUGGAAGGAUGGGAACCUCGCUGAGUGCAAUGGUGGAGGUGGAGACAGUGACAUCAUCUGUGGCUGGAAUGACUCCAGAACAGCCCGGCAAAUGUUGACUCAUAAUGUGAUGGACAGAGUCCUCCUUGUUGUAUUCUCCAAAGAUAAGGAGCUGAUGGAGCCUUCCUGGGGCCCGAGCCUCAUCAGGACAGUGGAAAUGUCCAAACACGUCGUCUCAGACAACUCUUCCAAGGAAGCUGGGGGCCGCCGUCACCGGCGGAACAGAAACCAUUGGCAAAGGAUUAAGGAGAGCAAUUCCCAGAUAUCCAGUUCUGGGGAGGAAAGUAGACCACUCUGCAGAAGGGUUGACAUGAUGGUGGACUUUGAGAAGACUGGCUUCGGAAAAUGGAUCCUGCACCCCAAGAAGUACAAUGCAUACCGGUGUGAAGGGGAAUGCCCAACACCUGUAGAUGAGACUUUUAAGCCAACAAAUCAUGCAUAUAUGCAGAGCUUGCUGAAGUUGUACCAUCCCAACCGAGUGCCUUGCCCAUCCUGUGUUCCAGUCAAACUAAGCCCACUUUCAAUGCUUUACUAUGAGAAAGGUGGGGUGAAGGUCCGUCACCAUGAGGACAUGAUCAUCGACGAAUGUGGCUGCAAUUGACAUCCAUGGACUUGUUUGGCUGAUGAGAGCAACCAACUCUAUAUUCUGUUUGUGGUGGAGGCCAACCACAUUGUUCUUCAGCAUUAGCAGACACUGGCAGUCUUCUUUCCAAGAGAUGGAGAUUAAGCUGUUUUCAUGUGUCCGGAUCACAUAAUAGAAGACAGAGUAAAAGAGCGGGACACAACUUCUGGGACUUUGAGCUAACUGAAGUUGUGUUGAGGGACAAGGGGAAACUUAUGGGACUUUGAGCCCGCCAUCAAGAGGAGCAACACAAAAAUGUGGUCUCCAGAGUUGGCUUUAGGUUUGAGAGGCUUCUGUGUCAUUGGAAGGGUCAGAAACAUGUUGCAUCUCUUCCAUUUUAGCUUCCUUACAAUGUCCUUGGCAAGAGGCCUCUCGAAAUCAUUGUAAGAAACUGAAAUCAUUACAUCAGACCAGUUUCCCAUUGCAUAUUUUGUUGAAGAAGAGCCCUGCCAGAGCAGGAAUUGGUUGUAAGUCCUGAUUUAAGCAUCAAUAAGCGUAGAUUCAAGGUGAAGACAAACUCUGAGAAAGUUACUUUUAGACUACAGUUCCCAGAAUCCUCCAUCUGGCCUAACUUUUAGGAUUCAGGGAGCUAUAGUUUGGGAAAAUUACAGUUUUGGGCUAAAGCUCUAAGAAUCUCCCAGCCAAUAUAGCCACUGCCAGUGGUCCAUGUUGACUAGGAAUGCUGAUGACUCCGGUCCAAAAUAGUGAGUUUCCAGGCUGCAAAGGAGUGUGACCUGCAUCUUGCUAGUGAGUCUUUGAAAGCACACAGCUUCCUGUUAUUUGUGGACCAAUUUCUUUUUUAAUGUAUGUAUUGAAUGAUAUAAUGAUCUAAAUGCAGUUAUAGCUACAGUAGGUCUAUUGACUUAAUGGAAAGUUAGUAAGUCAACAUUUCUGUAAAUUUUAUUGAUUCCUUGGAUCUACUGUAAAUGUAACAUCUGGAUUUAGGGAAAUGUGUUCAUGUCAUUCCAAGCAGCCACAGUGGCAUAUGUGACAAAUGUGUAAUAAAAAUGAACUUGAAUUUUAAUGAUAAUGAUUUAUGUGAUGUUUAUGUUUAUUUAUAUUUAUGUAAACAGCACUCCAUGCAGUCAUGCUGGCCACAUGACCUUGGAGGUGUCUAUGGACAACGCCGGCUCUUUGGCUUAGAAAUGGAGAUGAGCGCCAACCCACAGAGUCGGACACGACUGGACUUAAUGUCAGGGGAAAACCUUUACCUUUACCUAAUUUGUUGUUUUAUGCAGUGUGUCGAUUUAUUGUUUAUAUGUCGGGUUGGUGGGAUGAUGGUUUUCUGU